Molecule: messenger RNA, 672 nt
Organism: Cotesia congregata
Lineage: Eukaryota; Metazoa; Arthropoda; Insecta; Hymenoptera; Braconidae
Source: the annotation of a GenBank genome assembly
AUGCUGAAAGAGAGAGACUCGCCAGCACGGAAGAAAGACAACCAGUCAUACCAAGAAACCUUCAGCGAGUUCAAGCACAUGGGACUAUGGGAGUAUUGCUUCAAAGAUUUUCGGUUUCCGCAGUUUCAAUUCGACGAAUUAUAUAAUGGAUGUUAUCAUGUAUUCUCUGACAAGCUCCAUCCGUUUCGAGAAUGGCUGCUUCCGUUCUGGUUGAUGUCGGUCCAAUUUUUCGUAACUGUUGCUCUGAUGUUGUCAUUUUUCGGGCAAGCGGUCAUAGCUCUAGUUCUAGUACGUUGGCCUCUCAGAUUCGUGCUGCGAUACGAGUGGAUACUAUCUUCGAUCGCUUGCAUUUGCGAUUUAAUAGCCGGAGUUUUUUUGUUCCUGGCGGUGGCAAUUUUCGGCGGCCAAUGUUGGAGACGCGACUGGCUGCUCUACCCGAACUUCAACUACCUGUCGUGGUCUUACGGGCUGGGAGUAAUUUCAUUUAUGUUCCACAUCGUCGGGGCAUUUUUCCUCUACCUUGACGCCCGAGCUGGCUACAAAUUGCGAAAGCAAUCGAGAAAUUUGGUGGUGCAAAUGCAACCUAAUCCCCAAAGCCACCACGGGUCUCACCAUGGCUCUCAUUUCGGGUCCCAGCACAGUUCCCAUCACCGCAUGGGAGGAUUUGUAUAA